GCACCAAAGUUCGGCGGCGGUCCCAACAACAAUCGGCGAGCGAGGCGCGGAAACGCCGAAAACCGAUUAUUGCGCACCGCUGAAAACGCGGACGUAGGCCGAAAAAUCGCCUGAAAGAAGGUUUAAAAUUAGAUUAAAAUUCUUUCGGUCGGUCCGCGAACGUGAAACGCGAACAGCUGUGUUAUCUGUGAUCGGUGACUCUGUGAAUUAGUAUUUUAUUUAAGUUUUGUUUAAGUUCCGUGCCCGAAUAUGCCGUCGUUAAGUUCUCCGACUCAGUCUAUGGAUACAAUAUAUCCUGAACCCAUGUCAAGGUUACACAGGAGGGUCAUACCAAAGAAAAGGAAAGGGGACACCAACAGAUACAGAACUCAACCAGUUACAUUUUCAGAAAUUCAGGAAGUAGACGAAGAUAACGUGGAUGAAUCCCCACCAGCAACAUCCUCCUCUAAACCUGAAUUAAACCUACUGAACAAAAAGUUUGAAGAAUUUAAAAGAACCAGAGACUUAAUGUUGAGCAAAAUCGAUUCUGAAAACACAACAGACAUCAACAAAAACCCCUUACCUUUAACCACAUCUAGAUCCAUAGGGCGGCUUCCAUCUAGACCUUCUUUUUAAUGAAAUAUUUAUUUUUUUAUAUUUUAAUUUAUUUUGUACCAAAAUAAUUUUUAAUGUUUUACAUUAAUUUUAUUUAUAUAAAUUAACUGUGAAACACUUCAAAUAUGUGAUUCAAGCUUGCAAAGCAUAAAAAUAAUUGGAUAUUGUACAAGAAUAGAUUUUAAAUGGUUUCUACCGUUAUUGCUGUGGCAUAUAAAUAGAAAUAUGAACAAAAUUAUAACAAUAAUAAAUGGAAAUGUGGGUUCUGUUUCAGUACUUACCUUUUGUCAUUUUCUUAUAAAUUUUGAAAAAUCGUUAAAAGCAUAAAAUAUCCAUGUACUUUUAAGUGUAUAUUUUAUUUAAGUCUUUGUAUGUAUUUAGGAGGUAGUCUUUGUAUACAUUAAUAGAAUAUAGUAAUACUAUGAUUAA
This is a messenger RNA of Aethina tumida (small hive beetle), 1023 nucleotides long. RefSeq lists its product as uncharacterized. The record is from RefSeq and is a predicted model, not a curated record. The transcript is spliced from 3 exons. NCBI's taxonomy places the organism in Eukaryota, Metazoa, Arthropoda, Insecta, Coleoptera, Nitidulidae. The coding region runs from base 250 to 615 and encodes 121 amino acids.